AUGGCGACCUUGCAGGAGAAGCUCGACAAGAUAAAAUCCCCAAAGCUGCAGAACCAGCACUCGACAGCUAUAGUUUUUUCCGCCGUCGAGGAGACCUUCCGCGAACAAAAGGCCGAUCCCACCGCGACCGCAUACUUCGCUGCCCUCCUAGGCUUACUUGGCCAGACCAUCAGUGCCACACAGGGCACCGUAGAUAAGGAACCGGUCACCUCAAUCGUCUAUCUUCUCGACAUCGUAUCGCCUUAUGUUCCUCCACCUUUACUCCGUGCAAAGUUCUCGCAAAUUCUGGCCGGUCUUGUGCCCGCCCUCACAUCACCCGAUGCCGAAGCGCCCCUACUGAAAUCUUCCAUUGGAUGUCUACAAUCUCUGCUCGUGGCCCAGGAUACAGCGGCAUGGGCUCUUCCUCAGUCCCAAAUCGGUCCGCGACGAGCGAUGGCGGGCUUGCUAGCUUUGGCUGUCGACCACAGACCGAAAGUUCGCAAGCGAGCGCAGGACGGCCUGGCUCAGGUUUUAAAACAUCCUCCUCCGAGCCCGUCGUUGGAUCAUCCAGCUGCAGAUAUGUGUGCAGAAACUGCUUUAGUUACGCUAAGAGAGAGCGUGGCGGCGGCUGGAAAGCACAAAAAAGGGAAACAUGCGCAUCUUCAGCAAAACCACCAACAUGAGCCGGCGGUCAUCCAUGCCCUGAAUUUGGUAAAAACGAUCGCGACGGCAUCAGGAGGAUGGCCCAGCAAAAAGAUCGAGGCCUUGUGCGAGUUAUUAAUGAAUGUUUCAAGGUCAACGAACGAAUUUCUCACGAUGGGUGCGUUUGAGGUCUUCGAGGUGAUUUUCGAGGGUAUGGCGGAUGAGUUUUCUUCAUCGAAAUUACCCCGUCUUCUGGAAGCUAUUCGAGAGUUGAAGCCUUCUCACAACGAUUCCCAGCUUCUUCCACCAUGGAUUGCAGUACUUUCGAGAGGCUACGAUGUUUCUGCUCAGGUACAUCCUGAAAACACCUUCGAAAAAUUACCGGAAUUGUUCGAUCUUGUGGCCUCCUUCCUUACAUCCCCUUCACAUAAUAUCAGAAUAUCAGCAUCAGAGUGCCUCAUUUCAUUCCUUGUUAAUUGCAUCCCGGCCAACGUCAUUGUCGAGCCAUCGAUAUACGACGAAAAGACAAUGGAGAAGCUUGCUAAAAUAGCGACGGGUCUCCUUUCUGUCAAAUACCAAACAGCUUGGGCGGAAGUAUUCAACGUGCUAAUAGCUAUGUUCGAAGCUUUAAGAUGGAGGUCCGAUCCUAUCCUGGUGGAGAUUGUACGAACCGUUGGCGGAAUUCGAUCAAACGAAUCUUUCCACGGCAAGAAGGAAGCAGAUAAAGUCCUUGGUGCCGCAAUUGGUGCUAUGGGCCCUGAAGCUGUGCUUAAAAUCUUGCCGCUGAACAUAACGCAACAGAAGGCCGGCGAACCGGGCCGUGUCUGGCUUCUACCCAUACUCCGAGAUUAUGUCUCUAAUACCCGUCUAGGCUAUUUCCGUUCUGAAUUCGUUCCGCUGAGUGAGGCCUUGUUCCAACGGGUGCUCGAAUAUGGCAAUGCGGAGAAGACCGUGGAAGUAAAGAUCUUUGAAACCCUUGUUCAACAAACAUGGGCAACUUUACCUGGUUUCUGCGAAUUACCGGUGGACGUUGUCGAGGCUUUUGAUCAAACAUUCGCAGAACUCCUAUCGAAUGUGUUAUACAAGCAAACCGAGCUGCGUGUGGAUGUGUGCAAAGGCCUCCAAAACCUGGUCGACUCUAACAAGGAGAUUGCCACUCUGGAAGCAGAAGAAGAUGACCUUCUCCUACAAAGACGGAUUACGAGAGAGGCGGCCAAGAAGAACAUUGCGCAUCUAGCUACCUUCUCGAGUAAUCUUCUUGCUGUUUUGUUCAAUGUUUAUAGCCAAACAUUGCCUCAGUUCAGAGGGUAUAUUCUCCAAUGCAUCAAUGCGUUUUUGAGCAUUACUCCAGAGCAAGAGUUAAUCGAAACUUUUACCCGAGUUACAACGAUGCUUGAGGCCGCCCUCAAAGAAAACACUCAGGAGCAAGCUAAACAAAAAAGCACCGGCGACAAGAUGCCUUCAACAUCGCACACAUUGAUGGAUCUCGUUGUUACUAUGUCUAUAUAUCUCCCGCGAGCAAGCUUCACAACGCUUUUCUCUCUCGCGGCUGUUGUGUUCAACACGGAAGCAUCAGACCCUCAGUUGAUUAAGAAAGCAUACAAACUCAUACCCCGUCUUGCAACAACCGAGAUUGGAGGACUGGCGCUUAAAGAGCGCAGUUCAGAGUUGCAAACCCUCUUCAUCUCGACUGCCGACAAAACCCCGUCUCCAGCUCGACGAGAUCGACUUCUGGCUUUUCAAGAAAUUAUCACUCACCUCCCCACUUCCGACCUUCACUUCAUUCCGUCUAUCCUCUCCGAGGUUGUCCUUGGAUGCAAGGAGAGCAAUGAGAAAGCCCGACUAGCAGCCUUUACGCUCCUAGUACACCUUGCCAAUCGUGUGAGUGACGCGGAACGUAAUCCUCCUGGUACUCUGAUUCGCAACUCUCUCGUUCCUCAUAUGGCGGACGAUGCCCCAGAUGCUCCGGCCACCAUUGAGGAGUUCUUCACUAUGGUUUCAGCGGGUCUAGCGGGCACCUCACCGCAUAUGGUCGCUGCGUCUAUCAUCGCGCUAUCGCGUCUCCUCUUCGAAUUCCAUACCAAAUUGACGCCAACUAUACUGUCAGACCUUGUUCAAACAAUUGACCUAUUCUUAACAAGUAAUAACCGCGAGAUCGUUCGGGCAGUACUUGGCUUCGUGAAGGUGGCAGUUGUCGUUACCCCCGAUGACCUCCUCAGGCCGCGUCUCGACUCUCUCGUGCCGAAUCUUAUGGUUUGGAGCAAAGAGCAUAAGGGUCGACUCCGAAGUAAAGUCAAAGGUAUUCUUGACCGAUUAAUGCGACGAUUCGGUUCGCAGGUCGUCGAAAGCCUAACUCCCGAAUCAGACCGCAAGCUCGUAGUCGCGAUCCGCAAACAGCGCGAGAGAAGUAGGCGGAAGAAGGAACAAAGCAAAGAAGCCGCCGAAGACGAGUCGGAUCAAGAAGAAGGCCAAACCCAGGCCCGCAAGACGGGCAAUUCAUUUAGCAAUGAAUUCGACAAAGCCGUCUACGGCUCCGACCUAUCGGACUCAGAUCUAGGUUCAGACUCCGACGACGCAAGCGAAAUCGAAAUUGACGGCGAAGGGAAUAUGCACAAACACAGCACCCGAUCCAAGGAUACCAAAUCUCAACCGACAUCAAGGCGACAAAGGGGUAAAUCCCACCAAGCAUCCGACCGAGGCGACGGCGCGCAAUACAUCCGCGAACUCUCACCCGAAUCCAAUCCUCUCGAUCUCCUCGCUCCCAACGCCCUGGCGAAUAUCUCUAGCACCAAACCAUCCGUACGCUUCCUUGACUCCGCGCGGGCGAAAAAGCGCUCUGCACGGGUCGAUGCGGAAGGUAGAUUACUCCUUGGCGACGUCCCCGACCAAGACGGAGAUACGCGCAUGGGCGGCGCGGAGGGCGGAGAAAACAUCGGCGAUGCGAUCAACGCGUAUAUCGCGGCGGUCAGCGGACCUGAUGCCGUGCGCAAGGGCCAAAAGGGUCGGUUGAAGGUCAGCCAGAGCGGCGUUGGGAAGAAAUCGGGAGAUGGGAUGGACGUUGAUUCUGACGGUGAAGGGAAGGGUGAUGGCAAGGUGGUUUCGGUAGGCGGAGCGGGGAAGAAUAGUGGACGGCGGGGACUUGGGGUUCCGAAGCGGAGUGGGAGUGGAGGGGGUGGGGCGGGAAGGGUUGAGAAGCGGCGGAAUGUUAAGGAGGGGAGGAGCGGAAGCGGGUUUAGGAGGAAGAGCGGAGGCCGGAAGUAA
This is a messenger RNA of Uncinocarpus reesii 1704, 3882 nucleotides long. RefSeq lists its product as uncharacterized. The record is from RefSeq and is a predicted model, not a curated record. NCBI's taxonomy places the organism in Eukaryota, Fungi, Ascomycota, Eurotiomycetes, Onygenales, Onygenaceae. The transcript is spliced from 3 exons. The coding region runs from base 1 to 3882 and encodes 1293 amino acids.